This is a messenger RNA of Diospyros lotus (date-plum), 1935 nucleotides long. RefSeq lists its product as uncharacterized. Lineage: Eukaryota; Viridiplantae; Streptophyta; Magnoliopsida; Ericales; Ebenaceae. Gene Ontology annotation, cellular component: membrane. The record is from RefSeq and is a predicted model, not a curated record. The coding region runs from base 201 to 1676 and encodes 491 amino acids. The transcript is spliced from 9 exons.
GUUCUCUAAAAAAAACCCUUCGCCACAAGCUAUUCUUACCUUACUCAGCAAGCCAAGCCAAGUUCCAUGCAUCUUCUCUCCUUUAACUCUCCAUCCUUUCCCUUUCCAUUCACUUCUUCUUCUUCUCCUUCUUCAACUCCGAUGCUUCUUUCAUCUUCCACUCCCCUCUCUGCAACAUCGCUGCCCCUCCACAUUCUGCUAUGUCCAUAGCCAAUGGCAUUGUUCUGAAUCUAAUCCUCCUCUUGCUUUCUUCCGGCCCUCUCUUCUCUCAGAAAUAUCUCGUUUCCGGUUCCGCUGUCCCAGAACGACCCGAUCCAUUGCGCCAAUUCAAAUCCUACAGUGGAGGCUAUGAUCUCACCAACAAACAUUACUGGGCGUCGGCGGCAUUUACCGGGAUCCAUGGCUACGCGGUCGCCGGAGUUUGGAUGAUCUGCGGGCUGGCGUUCGGCGGUUACGCGAUCCUGAAGAAUUUGACCGGCGCCUCUUCCGCUGUUGGGCAACAUUCGGAUUCUUCAUAUGUCACUAUGUUCUUUCUGAUUCUAAUGUUCUCGUUGCUGGCCAUAGUGGCGACGGGUUUAGUCAUCGCUGCGAACCAGAGCUGCUUACAGAGAACCAGAAAGCUGAAAGCGACCGUCCUUGGAGCCGGCGAUACUGCUCGUAGAACCAUCAGAAAGGUCACGGCAGCCAUGGACCAGAUGCAAAAGCUCUUGCUUCCAUAUGAUCCUAAAACAGCCGACCUCUUGAAUUCAACACACCUUCGGCUUGGACACGAAUGGCGAAUGAUCGGAAAAUUCACUGGGAAAAACGGACGUAUAAUGAAUGCAUCAAUUCAAAUAUCGUACAUUGCAAAUCUUGCGGUUGUAACUGUGAACAUGGCAUUCCUGGUGGCUGCAAUAGUUCUGCUCUUGUUGCAUUGGCACCCAGGAUUUGUCAUUAUAAUUUUUUUCUGCUGGACCUUUACAGUACUCUGCUGGGUGCUAACUGGUUUUGAUUUCUUCUUUCACACCUUUGCAGAUGAUACUUGUUUAGCCCUUGAGGAUUUUGAACAAAAUCCGCAGUAUAGCAGUCUCAGCUCGGUACUGCCAUGUACAAAUUCCUCGCAUGCAGAUAAAGUGUUGGUGGGCAUUGGUCGCCCAGUUCAUAAUUCCAUAAGAGAGAUGAACUCGAAGCUAACAGAGUAUGCCGGAGUUGUUCUUCGUAUUGAUGAACUAAAUGAAAAUUCAAUUGUUUGCAAUCCAUUCUCCGGCGAACCAAACUACAGAUAUAUGCCUGAGAAAUGCUCCAAAGGUGCCAUCCAGAUUGGUGAUUUGCCGCGUUUCCUCUCAAAAUUCACCUGUUACCAAGAGAACGCGGGAAGCUGCGAAAGUGAGGGAAGAUUUAUUUCAGAGGCCUCAUACACCAUGAUUUGGGCUUACAGCAACGCCAUUCAGGACUUGAUAAACAUAUUCCCUGAUUUGCAGAGCCUGAUCCACUGCUCCUUUGUCAAGGAAGCCUUCUCCAAUAUGGUUCUGCAUCAAUGCAGGCCAUUCAGAGCUUCAACUAGAAGGCUAUGGUAUUGUAUGCUCUCUCUCUCAAUUGUCAUGGUGGUUUGGGUGUUACUUUGGGCAGCCAAAGCUUAUCAAGAUAGGCAAAGAGCCUUCUCUCUCUGUUCCAUCAUCCCCAUUCCUAACACCUAGGCAAAGCUCUAGUCUCUAGAUUAGUCACCUGUGAAUAUUUACAGGAAAUUGAAUAGGUAGUUUAGCUAUUGUUUUGUCUUAUUUUAUCUUAUUUUUGGGAGUGGGGUGGGGAGAUUUGAUUAACGUGAGAUGGAAAAUAAUUCACAUAUUCUUGAGGUUAAUUGUAUAUAUUGCUUUGGUCUUUUACAUUAUUGAUUGACAUCAUAUCCCAAUUUAGAAAAAUUAAUGGCAAUAAUAUCAAUUGUAUUGUUUUGCAGCU